CAGACAGACGACGAAACGACGAAAGUCAAAGUUGUAAACUUAACCUAGAAUAGAAGUUAGAAACUGAGGGAAAGAAACAAACAAGAAUCAACAAUGAAGUCUUUUAAAUAAAAUUCAUGUAUCUCUUUACUUGAUAACAAUUACAUUGAUAACUACGGGGAAAUUGGUACAUUUUAAGAAUCUUUGUUUACUAUGGCAGACGGAGAAAGAGGCCGGGACUCUCGGAGAAAGAAAUUUUAUCCUAACAGGGAAAGAGAAGAGAAAAACUACGGAUCCAGAAGGUUGCCUAUAAUCUUGACCAAACCAGAUGGAGAUAAAGAAGCUAAAGGUGGAAAAAAUAAACCCCAAGAAAAUGCUGAAAAACCUCUUUCACAACCAACAAUAAUCCUAAGUACCAGAGAUGGGGACAAUCGAGCUGUUUCUCCUAGUCAGAGAUCUGCCAGAGGUGAAAAGAAGAAUGAAACUCCAGCACCUCUAUAUCACCUGGCUCCAAAAACUUCCAGCUCAGAAAAUACAAACGCUCUUGCCCUGCCUCCCGAGAUGACGUCCUCUGUGAAACUCAUCAAUGAUCAGUUCCAAAUGCUCGAUUCCUGCUUGGAAUUCCUCACUGACCAGACAGACUUCAUCGUGAUUGGCUGCGUCGGCCCCCAGGGUGCAGGGAAAUCUACCCUAAUGUCCCAUCUCGCUGUCAAGUCUUGUGUGUACCGUCUGAAGGGAGCGAAACUGACUGAGCUGCUUUGCACAAUUUUCAACACCCAGUCUCUGAGUGACCAAAUUAAGGGGAACCACUGCACAGAUGGGGUUGAUUUCUACAUUUCCCCAGACAGAGUCAUUUACUUGGAUUGUCAACCCAUCCUCUCACAUUCUACGUCUUUGGACAUUAACUUAUUGAAAAUACCGUCAUCGUCACAGAGUUAUAUGGACUCUAUGUUUUUUGAGAAUCUAUCAAGUGUGUUGUCUCUACAGCUGACUGCCUUUCUAAUGUCCGUCUGUCAUGUUGUGUUGUUCGUACAAGAUACUUUCAACAACCCCAACCACAUCGGAUUUCUCCACACAGCCGCCAUGUUGAAGCCCCCCACCAACACAUCUGCAGAGGACUGUCUGGUGGAAUACUUCCCUCAGAUCAUGUUCGUCCACACUCACUGCAGCUCGGAAGACUUCUCUUUACCCAGGGUCAAACUUAUACAGGACUGGUACAGCAAAGCCUUCAGCAAGUCUAUGCUGCAGAUUCAUAGUGGUAUUGGGAUUGCUAAUGGAGGAGUGAUUGAUGCUCUCACUCCCACCUCACUGGACCAGGAGCCGUUGAAUCUGUUCCUGUUGCCAUCUCUGGUUGACGAGGAACCUAAUGGCCAUUUUCAAGGUCACCCGGGAUAUGAGGAUCUGCUUAUCAAGAUGAAACAACAACUCACUGGCAUCACAACGUAUCAGCUGUCUACCACUCAACUCUUGUAGAAAAAUUGGUUUCACUACGCAAUGAAAGUGUUUGAAAACACCCGGAAGAGUUCAUUUCGGAGAAUUUUUCGGACAGCCGCAUUCUACCUUGAACAGCUGAUUGGCACCAGUUGUUUGCAGAUUUUGAUGUUUUUAACAGCUGAUUUCGGAGGUAAAGAGUAGCUCCAAAAACACAUCCAAGACAACACAGAUGUACGGAUAUUCCAUGUGUUGGCAUUGCAGAGGAUAUUCUAAAAUAUGUUCAAUACAAGUUUUUUUAACCUAGAACUUGUUUCUGGUUUAUUGAACGAGGAAGCAAUGUUAGAACUUUAUGUUGGCAAUUGUUUAAGAGAACUUGAUUAGUUAAAAACCUCUAAUUUACUUAAAAAUAGUUUUGUACUAUUUGUAUUGUAUAUAUUAUUUUUAUUUUCAUUUUACAACUCAAACUAAGUUUGUAACAUGUAUAAUUGUGUUCUGAUAAGAUUCUCAUUUCACAGAAUAAAUAAACAAGAUGUUAAUGUUUCAUUUUCAUAAUAAUUAAAUUUAGUAAAAAAAAAUAACAUUGUAUUUUACUCUCUCAAAAUUUAUUAAACAGACCUACAAGCAUCAGAAUAGGUUACCGGUAUAAUUUAUUUACCAAAUAAAAGUAAACUGUAAUGAUAAAGGAAGGAAGGAAGUAAAGAAUCCCAUUUUGGUUGAUUGAUAUAUUACGAGGGCAGAAAAUAUGGAACGUUUCCAUCUGACGUUGAUGAUCUUGCACUUCCCAGUACACAUGUGUUCGCCCCACUCUUUCUCUUGUUCGUAGUUCGUAGUUUGUUUCAUUGUCUGUCCAAUCGUCCUAGCAGAAGGGCCAUUGUGGUGCCCAUUGUAGCAAUCUUUACAUUAAAAAUUAUAGGGUUUUCUUUUCCGAGACAGUUUGGCUCUUCUACCCGGCCGAUUUUCAUAAUUUUGGUAUGCACAUAUAGAUUUGCCAUUUAGCUUGAUUCAUUUAUGUACUUUACUACUCGACCAAAAAACAUACAAUCGUUUUUUUUCAAUUCUCACUUCAAAUAAAUAUGUACUUCGCCAGCUUUAUUACAUUACGCUAUAUGUUUUGAUCUAAGAACCUUCAGUAAAAUACCAACUUUCAUUUGAGCCAUUGAUUAUUAAGUAUCUGAAGCACGCUGCUGAAUCAGGAAUCAAGAAUAAAUAUAAUUAUUUUAGAACGUAUCUGCAAUCAAUGAUACGUAACUUCAUUUUUAUUUUAGCUAUUUUAUGUGUCUUGGUCUUAAAAUACUCCUAAAAAUAAAGGUAUUCAUUUGAGAUAUUGAUGAAUCAGUUAGGUUCAUGAUACUAUAUUACU
Molecule: messenger RNA, 2773 nt
Organism: Macrosteles quadrilineatus (aster leafhopper)
Lineage: Eukaryota; Metazoa; Arthropoda; Insecta; Hemiptera; Cicadellidae
Product: nonsense-mediated mRNA decay factor SMG9-like
Exons: 11
Coding region: 193-1452 (419 amino acids)
Biological process (GO): nuclear-transcribed mRNA catabolic process, nonsense-mediated decay
Source: RefSeq, a predicted model, not a curated record